Carica papaya (papaya) is the source of this 1379-nucleotide messenger RNA. Its product is annotated as CAAX amino terminal protease family protein. Gene Ontology annotation, cellular component: membrane. Gene Ontology annotation, molecular function: metalloendopeptidase activity. Gene Ontology annotation, biological process: CAAX-box protein processing. Lineage: Eukaryota; Viridiplantae; Streptophyta; Magnoliopsida; Brassicales; Caricaceae. The record is from RefSeq and is a predicted model, not a curated record.
UACUACCUCACCCUGCACGAGAUCAACUGAUAAAAAUCCAGGAAUCAAACGCUUCAGUGGAGCCAACAAAUGGUGUCGAUGCUAAUUAGUUGCGUAGCUUCAUCAUCUUUCAACUAUCUCUCGGAUUCGCCGAGAUUGUCUUUGUCGAAAACCUUGUUGAAACAAACUCAUGCUGCUCUUCCCAGCAGAUUCAAUCCAGUUUUAAGGUUUGGUUAUGGUACGAAGUUUACUCCAGCUACCUGGAGGAGUCCGCGUUUGGUUUGCUUUUUCAAUGCUGGCAAAGAAUCCAAUAGCGAUUUUAAUAAAGAGGAAGCCAAAUUUGAUUGGCAGAUACUCAAGCGAUGGGAAGUGCCUUGGGAAUGGCAAACAGUUUCACUAACAUCGCUUGCUUGUGGAUUAAGUUUUGUUUUGACAGGAUUAUUAGAAGCAGCGGCUAUACCGUAUUUAGGACUUCAAAUUGGAGAACUAAGUUUGGAUGAAAAAGCUGAGAUACUCUUUGUGGAUCAAGGCAUAACAACUGCAGUCGUGCUUGGUGUUUUAUAUGGUGUUGGCAAUACCUUUCAACCACUUCCUGAAGAUAUUUUCCUCUAUGAUUUAAGGGAACCAUUCAGUCUGAAGAAAGGUUGGCUCCUAUGGGCAGGGAUUGGUCUUUUUGGAGCCAUUGUUGCUAUCUCAUUGACUGGAGCUGCUAUGUCACUGUUUAAGGGGGAGAACCCACAAAGAGAGACUGAUGCUCUUGUGCAAUUACUUCCAUUAAUUGGAUCUUCGAAUAUCAGCACUGCUUGCUUGGUGGGUGUUACGGGUGUUUUUGCUCCACUUCUUGAGGAGACUGUAUUUCGAGGUUUCUUUAUGGUGUCCCUCACUAAGUGGGUUCCCACACCAGUUUCUGUCAUUAUCAGUGCUGCUGCAUUUGCCCUUGCUCAUCUCACUCCUGGAGAGUUUCCCCAGCUAUUUGUUCUGGGAACUGCAUUGGGAUUUUCAUAUGCUCAAACUCGUAACCUUCUUACUCCCAUCACGAUUCAUGCUUUAUGGAAUUCAGGAGUUAUUUUGCUGCUUACCAUUCUUCAGCUCCAAGGAUAUGAUAUCAGGGAACUUUUGCAGGCAACCUAAGAGGGUUUGGGUUUCCUUUGCUUGACUGCCCAUAUGGACUCUGUCGCCUCCUUACCUCAUUCCUGUACACCAUAUGUAGGAGACUUUAUUUAUGUUUCAACAUGUGUACAGAGGGAAACUAUUGGUGAAAGGAUAUGAAUUUGUAAGAUGAAACAAUUGACUCCUUGUAAUUAGAAACAUGGGCCCUUAAUUUUCACUGCAUUAGCAACUUAUUUUCCCAGCCUGCCCUGAAAAAGAAAAACACGAAUUUCUUAAUUUCCUUCACCCUC